CACGCGCGCGCGCGCACGCGCAACACUCUCUCUCUUUCUCUCUCUUACACUCAUUCAUUGGUUUUUUUUGUUUUUUGUCAUGUAAUGUUCCCUCUCUUAGAAUUUUCACGCGCAUGAUUAUGAGAUUAGAUAAAAAUAUAAAGAAGAAAAUGACAUCAAUCACAAUAAUAAAUGACAUAGAUGAUAAGAGUCAAGAAGAUCCUAUUAGAUGUAUAUUUUUUUCCGAAUUUCAUCAUAUUGUAGGUCCAAAAAUUACUUGUCAAGUACCAGAUAAUUUUAUUUCAAAGGACAUUUUUGAUAAUGUCAGUGUGUAUAUUAUACCAAAGGCACAAUUACAACGUAGCACUAUAACAGUAACACUGAAGGACUAUAAAAUUUUAGGGUUCCCUGUAAAAAUUGAUGAUAAGAAAUAUGCUAGAAAUGCAUUUUAUUUUAAUUUAUGUUUUGUGUGUGAUGCAGGGGCUCGUACUGUGCAUUACGAACCCGUUGUUAAGAAAAUGUCUGACUUUUUGAUGGCUCUUGAAGAUGAAAAUUGUUUCUUAUCAUCUUCUGAUGACAAGACAAGAUUAGCAGAAAUGCUUCAACAGGUGAUACAAGAUUUAAAUAUGCACAAGAUGUGUACAUUAACAGAGGGGACAAUGACGUCCCACUUGAAAGUCAUAAAGUUAGCACCUGAGCCGAAACCAGUUCUUGAUCAUCAGGUACCAAUAUUCUUGGAAGGCCGUGAAGCAUUUCAGAGCGAUCAGUGGGAUUUAACUACACAGCAAGUGUUGCCUUAUAUUGAUGGAUUUAAUCAUGUAGCACGAAUUGCAGCAGAAGCAGACGUAGAGAACAAUCUGGUUAAAAGCUGUGUGCAGAACCUUGUGUAUUAUGGUGUGGUAACAUUAAUUCCAAUAUUCCAAUAUAGCAAUGUUUAUGCAGCGACCUCCAAAUUAAAAGAAUUAGCAGAAAAUGUUAAAUUACAGGAACGAUGUAUAGCAUAUGCUUCAAAAUUUCCUAGACAACCCGCGUAUCUUAGGGACAUAUAUAGAAUGUAUGCAAGUAUGACACAUGGUAGUAGUAUGAGGGACUUAUGCCAAAGACUUAAUCCUCAGAAUUUGAGAAUCAAUGAAAGACGACUGGUACAAUUUGGUCUCAUUGAAGGUCUUAUUCGUAGAGUGUAUAAGUAUCCAAUAUGUCUGCCAGGAUCUCCUUGUAACGACGAAAUGAAAAGCAAUCCGGUGUACAAAUACUUCACGGGAACAUAUAGUCUCGACGAAAUUUGUUGCAGUACAGGUCAAUCGGCAGCACAGAUUGAAGAUAUUGUUGAACGUGAUCCGAACGUUGUCAUGUUAUGGAAGUAAUAUAAGAAAAUAGUAGUCUACAACUUUUAUAUGAUAAUUAUAAAUAUACGUGUAUGAUAAGCGAAUUAAUCGCAACUGUAAAUUUCUUAUUUUCAAUAGAUGUUCUCCAUCAUUCGUUUCACUUCGUUUAUGUACACGUCAGGUACUUUAUUAUUCCUCAUUUCA
This is a messenger RNA of Nomia melanderi (Alkali bee), 1508 nucleotides long. It is a transcript of the gene Nprl2, whose product is annotated as Nitrogen permease regulator-like 2. The record is from RefSeq and is a predicted model, not a curated record. NCBI's taxonomy places the organism in Eukaryota, Metazoa, Arthropoda, Insecta, Hymenoptera, Halictidae. Gene Ontology annotation, biological process: negative regulation of TORC1 signaling; cellular response to amino acid starvation; positive regulation of autophagy. Gene Ontology annotation, cellular component: vacuolar membrane; GATOR1 complex. Gene Ontology annotation, molecular function: GTPase activator activity.